Messenger RNA from Paramecium octaurelia, 606 nucleotides. The record is from the annotation of a GenBank genome assembly. NCBI's taxonomy places the organism in Eukaryota, Ciliophora, Oligohymenophorea, Peniculida, Parameciidae.
AUGAAUUAAAAGGAAUAAAUUAAUCCAUUUAAAGCGUAUGGAACGAAGGAAGUUUGGGAGAAAAUAAAUGAGUCUGGAAAAAACAAGGAAGUAACCUUAUAGUUAAAGAAUUAGUACGUGAGAUUUCCAGGGAUUGGGAUCGAAUAAACCCCUUUUUAUUAGAUGCAAAAACAACAUGCGGAAAAAAAUCAAAGUAAGAAGCAGGAUUUUCUUAGCAAACUAAAUAAAUUUGAAUAUUUCCCAUCUGGAAAUUAGAAAAAGUUAGACAUUUAAGGAAUGGUAUUGUUACAUAAUAUAAAAUCAGUUUUCUCAAAUUGAUGAUGUAAAGAAAUACUAAGCUAGAAUGGAAAGGAUAGACCCAAUUAACAAAAAUUGUAAUUCUUGGAUGUAAAUAAAAUAGUGUUGUAACACAAAUUGCACAAAGCAUUAGAAACUGCUUCGUUUUUAUGGGGUGAAUAGGUCAGACAUGAUGGGAGUUUGGGUACAUUGGACUCGAUAAACAAUUUAUUGAAUCAAUCAUAAAAGAAACUUGAAUAAAGAAAUCAGAGUUCAGAAUUUAUAUUUACAAAGGGUCAUCAUAAGGUAAGGCUUGGACACGAAAUAUGA